This is a messenger RNA of Trichobilharzia szidati, 1947 nucleotides long. NCBI's taxonomy places the organism in Eukaryota, Metazoa, Platyhelminthes, Trematoda, Strigeidida, Schistosomatidae. The record is from the annotation of a GenBank genome assembly.
AUGUGCAUCACUUUAGGCAGUUUCAAAAAGUCAGUAUUAGCAGAGUUAGGCAACAUUCUUGAUGAAGAUUUUGACACAAAUCUGGUUAAUAUACUUGUACAAGAGGUUGAAAAUAUUUGGCAGGAAAUUAAUACUUCUGCUCGAGAUUCUGUGUUUUUAAGUUGGGAAGAAUCUGUGUGGCCAAAUGUCGUAAAAGUAUUGGCAGAAGCAGCUAAACAGAUAUUGACCCAGUCGAAUGUAAAAGAAAACUAUUCCUCAAGUUUUUCUUCAAUACACAAAUCUCUUAAAGAUGCUUUUCGAGAUAAAAUAUCCACAUACAUCAGUACAAAUGACUUUCGACUUCAGGAUUGUUAUUCAGGCCAAAUAUAUGAAGCUGAUAAACCACCUAUGGGAAACAGCUUUAUUUCAGAGCAUCAAGAUGAGUCCUCACAAGUUAUGACGGAGUGUGCGAAUGAUAAUUUCCAGUGUUUUUCGAAGACAACCAAAAGUGGUCAAAUCAGUGUAUCAGAUAUUCCGUCAGAUGCAGAACUACUAAAACAAAUUCAAGCUGAACCUGUUAUCGAUAAAGACCAACAACCAAGUUUCCUAACUAAAUCAAUUGGGAGUGAGGUGAUAUUAACUCCUAAUGUGAGACCAACUGAUAGACGUUGUGUAUCUGAAAUUUUAUUAGAGCCUAUGGGUCCAUUAUGGGAUGAUUUCACGGAAGAAAUUGAUGAAGAAACUGCAGCUCAGUUGGACAGAAAUUUACCGACAUCUAACGAAAAUGAAAAAAUCUUUCAAAAACUUGUCAGUACACUUUCAAAACCUUAUAGUGAAAUGAAAUUUAUGGGUAAUACCGAAGACUCCAAAUUCAAUGAAAUACCAUCUCCUGAUAAAAUAGACCUGAAACCUCUGUAUGAAUUAACUCGUCAAUUAUCACGUCAUACAAACAGUCGCUGUAAACCAUUACAAGCUAGUCUUUCUCAAUCUUAUUUAAUGGAUAAGUCGAAAUGGGUUUUACCACAUUUAAAACUGCACAGUGAAGAAGAUGAAAAGAAAUUUCGAAGACAAAAACAACUACCAAAUAGUCGGCUGGAUGAACUAUUCGAAGAAGAAAUGGCGAAGCAUAGCAAUGUUGAUAUGAGAAAAGUAUCAUACAGCGAAGAUGAUAAUUCUAAUGAAAAAUAUGAAAAAAUUUUGUCGGAAUUAAAAAGUGAAGAACAAAAACUGAAUAAGUUAAAAUCGGAGUCUCUGGAGAAUGCCCAUAAAUCCAAUAAAGAUGCACUGUGGAGUACAGGAAAGGAUGCAAUCAUGAAUGAUAAAAAUGAUAAGCUCAAACUUUUAAAGGAAUGUGAGGCGAAAAUUGAAUCACUAAGAUUAGCUUUAAAAAAUGUGACAGUUGAUUUACCAUUCUGUGAUAUCUAUAUUAGUGGAAAAGAAAAACAUAACGAAGAGACUGAUGAUAUACAGAGUAACUUUCAGGCAAGGUUUCAUGCUGUAUGGCAGAAACUUAAACUUUCUGAAACUGAACGACAAUACUGUUUGGUGCACUUUUGUUUAAAAAAUUCUAGUGAAUUAAUUUAUACGGAAAAUAUAAAUAAAGCAGUGAAAAUGUUAGAACAAGCAGCAGAAUAUGUAGAACAGCGUGAAAUGUUACUGUAUAAAUUAGCAGAAAUUGAUGUUGAAACCAUGAAUAUGUCAAAAGACUUAGAAACACACACUUGUCGUAUGGAAUUAACUCGUUCAAAUGAACGCACAAAAAUACAAAAAAGCAUUAAAAAGUUGUCGAAACAAAUUGAGCAGAUUGCCAAGUGUUUAAAGACGAAAUUUGAUUAUACUUUAACAUUUGAUGGUCAAAAUUAUCUCACAAAGAUGAUUCACGAUCAAAGUGAUCUUGACUAUUUGCUGAGGAGAAAGCUGAAAGAAAAACUUGCAGAUAAUAAUGUAAAACAAGAUUUUCAUACUUAA